AUGACUCCAGAAAAAGUGUGCGUGUUUAUGAUAGUGUGGAUAGAUCCUUGCCUGCCAGUGCACCCUGCAGGAAAACCGUCUGUCGAGGUGAUGAGAGAGCAUGAGGUCAGCCUGGACAGAGAGGUGCAGAUGGAGAGAGGAUUCCUUAUAUGGGGAUUCAAGAAGGACCCUACUGAUUUUGAGUGGAGUUUUUGGAAUGAGUGGGCGUGGCAAUCUCUUUUGUGGUCUCUGAUUGGCCAUGCUGUGGUGUCCAGAUUAGCGGCUUAUUUUCUGCCUCAGUUCCGACUGGCAGUCUUAACAGUGUAUGGCGUCCUCUCAGCUGGUUGGCUUCUGGGAGUGCAGGGCUUGACUCUUUUGAUGCUGCAUCUGAGCAUCACACUGGUGGUUGCUCAGCUACGUAGCUCCAUCCUCUCAUGGGUUUGCUCCCUCCUGCUGCUCUCCACGCUCAAUGUCACUGCCUUUCAGGAUUUACAGCGUGGUUGGUACACUUCUGAGGACCAGUAUUACCUCUUGCUCUUCAGUACUGCUGUUUGUAGUUUGCACUGCAUUAGCUUUAGUCUGGAGCUGUGCUGGUGCCCCCUGCAGGCUGGAGGACCAAACCACUGCCCCCCUAUAGAGGUUAAAGGACUGAAGACCCUCAUUUUUCAGUUCUACAAGCUCACUGCCUACUGUUUCUAUCACCCUCUGUUUUACAACGGACCCAUUGUGACCUUCAGAGACUUCACUGAACAGAUAGACAGGCCAGUGUGUAAAGUCUCUGUGGUGUAUGUGUUGAGUGGAAUACUGCGUGUGUGUGUCUGGUGGUGUUUAGCCGAAUUCAUGAUCCACUUCAUGUACAUGCACGCCAUCCAGAGCAACGAAACCUACUUGGAGAUGCUGCCACCCUGGGCGCUGGGUGGUUUGGCUCUUGCAUUGGUCCAGUUUUUUUAUGUAAAGUAUCUGGUCUUGUUUGGAGUGGUGUCUCUGCUUGUCAGAUUGGAUGGGCUUGAGCCGCCCAAGUUACCACGCUGUGUCAGCAUCAUGUACAGCUUCACUGGGAUGUGGAGACACUUUGACGUGGGGCUUUACAAAUGGCUCAUCAGGUACAUAUAUGUGCCAUUGGGUGGCUCUCGCCAUGGUGUGUUCCGGAAGCUCAUCUCCACGGCGCUUGCAUUUGGGUUUGUGUGUUUCUGGCAUGGUUGCCAUGACUACCUUCAGUACUGGGCCUUGCUGAACUGGAUUGGGGUGUUGGUGGAGAACGUUCUCGCACUCCUCUUCUCCUCUCGUCCUCUUCAUCACGUUAUUGUGCGGUGUCUGUCACCUCGGAUGCAGAGGCGUGGCCUAGCACUUAUCUCCGCCCUCUCCACUGCUUUUCUGAUUCUGUCCAAUCUGCUUUUUCUGGGCGGGAUCCAUGUGGGCAGAAUCUUCUGGAAGAGGCUGUUUAUCCAAGGCUGGUCUUCUGUGGCCGUUCCAAUGGUUGCUUUUCUCUAUUGCUUUGCUCAAGUUGGUAUUGAGUGGGACAUGAGAUGACAACACCGCUCAGAGUAGAAUCGUGGGAAGGCAACAUUUCUCACAGAAAACACAGUGGUAUUUAAAGUUUUACCAUAGUUUGGACCAAUCCCAAUGUGGAUAACCAGCAUUCCUAUCAACUCCUACAAUAUCAUGUGUUUGUAUAGUAGUUAUGCUGUAUUUGGAGCACGCGUGUGUGUGUGGAAAUGAAAUCGUGUGAGUGCUCCAGGUGUGUGCUUGAUGGUGAAUCCUGUCGCUGCUUUAUUUAUGAGUUUGUCUGAAC
Sinocyclocheilus anshuiensis is the source of this 1771-nucleotide messenger RNA. RefSeq names its product protein-cysteine N-palmitoyltransferase HHAT-like. NCBI's taxonomy places the organism in Eukaryota, Metazoa, Chordata, Actinopteri, Cypriniformes, Cyprinidae. Gene Ontology annotation, biological process: protein palmitoylation. Bases 1 to 1509 code for a protein of 502 amino acids. Gene Ontology annotation, cellular component: endoplasmic reticulum. The record is from RefSeq and is a predicted model, not a curated record. Gene Ontology annotation, molecular function: palmitoyltransferase activity. The transcript has 12 exons.